AUGAACGCUCUGCGGGGAGUAAAGGUCGUCGAACUGUGCGGUGUGGCACCGGUCCCGUUCUGUGGACAAAUCCUGGCCGACUUUGGCGCCGAUGUGACACUGAUCAAUGUGAGCUUUGCGCUAUUUUUGUUUGUCUAUAGGCACUAGGGGUUACGGUAGCCGCGGCGACGGAUAAAGAAAGAAGUUGGCUGGAAAUUUUGGGUCGAUUUUUCGAAUUUUUAGUCAUUGAAGGGCUGAAGAGGUGCUCAAAGUGCGACGCUCAGAUUUUCAGCACUGCCAUUUCACAGAUACCAGUCUGUCGGGAAAAUAAUGUGGAUUUGUUGCACUCCGAAAUGUCACAUCAUCGCUUGGCGACGGCUUGACGGAGAGUUGCUGCCCGACUGCGAGGCAUUCUGCCACGACAAAUCCACAUUAUUUCCCCGAGACACUAAUAUGAGUCUGUCGGGAAAAUAGUGACCGCUCUGCCGCAUCGAAAAUCGCAUCGCCGCAGAGAGAAUGAAUUGCAUCGCGGCAAAAUCAAAUUGCUUUUCACAUCAGCGACGCGAUCGGCGGAGCGACUCUGCGCUCGUUAUUUCCCCGACAGACUGAUACAGCUAAAAUACCAUAGAUUUGAUAAAACUUGGCACAAAUUUACCCAGAUUUUGAUGAAACUUGGCACAAAUUUAGAAUCAAUUUUUUGGGCAUAUCCGAGACUUCUAGCUCGUGAUUUGCAGGAACGACCGAGAUUUUUAAGUCGAAAGUUGGUAUAAAUGUGACACUUUUUUUGUGAAUUUUAGCAUGAAACAGUAUCACACCUAUUAUAUUUCUAGCGCCGAUGGUAAUGCCUUCACAAAAAAAUAACUUUUUUCGUUUGAAAAUGGCAAAAGUAUGGCCAAAAUGUGGUUUUUCUGUAACUUCUCUCCGCGUUUUGCGUAUUCUCUCGGCUGUAGGGAUCGUUGAAAUAUCUCGGCGGUCCCUGAAAAGCAAGAGCUAAGUUUUUCAGGAUUUGAAAUGUGGCCCUUCCCCGAAUGGUGUCCAAAAUUUAAAGAAAAUCUGAGCGUCGCUCUUAGGGUACCCGUAGUUAAUUUACUCAGAAUUGGCACCAAUUUUUGAUAAUUUUUUCCAUAUCCCGCGGCUGGAUAUUUGGUUCGCGACUAUAACAGGGUGAAAUUUUUCACUGCGACAAAUCCACAUUAUUUUCCCGACAGAAUAAUAUGCGGCUCGUUUUUGAAAAUUUUAGUAUGAAAAAUGUCAUACCAACUUUUUAUCGCAGAGAACAUUAUUUUUUGCAUUAUGAUCACAUAAUCUUCCCUCUCUUCUCUUCUCAAAUUGAUAAAAAAUCUGGUCAAUUGCUUGUUUGUUUCGGAAAACGGGAAAAAAACGUGAACGCAUUCAUUUUUUAUCAUCAUUUGAUGAUAACCAAAAUUCCACAGCGAAACUAACAUGAAACCAACAACAAAAAAGUCUUUUCGCCGCUGAAAAUACCAUAAAAUUCCGUUUUCAGAAGGUGACGUCAUCCUUUUCGGCCGGCUUCACUCGGAACAAGAAGAUCAUCCAAUUGGAUUACGAAUCCGAUAUUGCGAAAAUCCGCGACCUAAUAAAUGAAGCCGACGUCCUGCUGGAUCCGUAUCGGCCCGGGAUCCUCGAAGCCAUGGGGCUGGAUCCCUCAAUUUUGUUCGACUCCAACCCCCGCCUAAUCGUGUGCCGGAUCAGCGGCUACGGGCAGACCGGAGAGAUGAGAAUGAAGGCCGGACAUGACCUCAAUUUCCUCGCCUUGUCCGGUAUCUUACCGCUAAUUACGAACGCCAACAACCGACCCUGGCCGCCGGCCAACAUUCUCUCCGAUUUUGCGGCCGGCAGUCUGAGCGGAGCGUUCGGCAUUUUGGCGGCGUUGGCGGAGCGUGAGAGGACGGGCAGAGGCGGAGUGGUGGAUGCCAGCAUCACGGACGCGGUCACGUAUUUGAGCUCCUUCUUGUUCGCACACAAGGAGAACAAGUUGAUAUGGGACGAGCAGAUUGGAUGCUUUAAGGGGAACAAUCCGCAUUACAGGUGAGAAAAGGAGUCUGUUCACGUUCAGGGGUUUAUCAGACGGUCGGGAAAAUAAUAAACACAAUGUCGCUGCGCCGAUCGCUUGCUGAAGUGAAAAGCAAUUUGUUUUUGCCGCGACACGAUUCAUUUUCUCAGCGGCGAUGCGAUUUUUGGCGCGACAGAAAGCUCAUUAUUUCCCUGACAGACUGUUAAACAGGGGAGGUGGACGUGCGACGCUCAAAUUUUUAUGUAACCUAGUGCAAAUUUCUCAAUAAGUUUUUCUAUGGCCAAUGCUGUCUACAUAUAUUCCUUUAGGGCAUAGAGACGCCGAGAUUUUUAGCCGCAGUUUGGCGAAAAUAUUGCACCUUUUUGCGAAAUUUGCCAUAAAAUUUUUCGUGCCUACUUCUCCCUAUUUCUUUCCUUUCUCAAUAAAGCAAUUUUUCCAUGCGAAACUGACAAAGGUAUGGCCGAAAAGUGUUUUCUCGCAGGCCGCUCACCGCCUUCGCGUGCUCUGCCGGCGGCCAAGAAUGUUCAAUAUUCCGGCUGCUCCUGUAAAGCGCGAGCUUGGACUUCUACGAAUAUAUGUGGCUUUCGCCCAGGAGUUUUCAACACUGAUUACAGUAACAUAAUUUACAGGAUCUACUCUACAAAAGACAACAAGUUCAUCGCAGUUGGGGCAUUGGAGCCAAAGUAUCAGAUCAUGGUCAUGAAAACCUUGGGCAUUGACGUUUCGCUAAUUACAAAGUUCAAAAAGCUUACUGCAAUCAUGGAGGAGAAGUUCAAGAAGAAGACGAGAGAGGAGUGGACACAAAUUUUUAACAGUAAGUGGUUUUACCUGGGACUUUAGCACGCUUGGAGAGGCGGGCCGACCUUGGCUGACGCUCAAGCCCAGGGCCGCAAAAAGCCCAGUCCAUUUGCCAUGUCUGGUCUUAACAAUCAAUUCUUUAGAUAUUGACGCCUGUGUGACGCCGGUACUCGACAUCGAUGAAGUCCAAAACAACAGCCUUCAAAGGUCAAGAGGAAUCUUCAAAGACGGUGAUGCCCUUCCUCAACCGUCUCCUCGGAUCUAUCCAAGCACCAUUUAUGCCAAAAUAUCAUCAAAAUUGUAA
Bursaphelenchus xylophilus (pine wood nematode) is the source of this 3116-nucleotide messenger RNA. Lineage: Eukaryota; Metazoa; Nematoda; Chromadorea; Rhabditida; Aphelenchoididae. The record is from the annotation of a GenBank genome assembly.